Messenger RNA from Schizosaccharomyces osmophilus, 498 nucleotides. RefSeq lists its product as uncharacterized. Lineage: Eukaryota; Fungi; Ascomycota; Schizosaccharomycetes; Schizosaccharomycetales; Schizosaccharomycetaceae. The transcript has a single exon. Bases 1 to 498 code for a protein of 165 amino acids. The record is from RefSeq and is a predicted model, not a curated record.
AUGGGAUUAAAUGAGAGAACGAUUGACGGAGAUAGAGCAGCAUGCACCUUGGUGAUGGGAAACACAAACGACUGCCAUAUGAUCGAUGAGAUUAGUAACCCUUUUUCUAAGAAUAUCCGACCUAAAGGUGAACAAUACGUAACUGAAGCUCUAGCUGUAUCGCGAGUAGCUUAUAGCGUCUAUAGACGUCCGCAUCUCAUGGGCCCAUUGGCUUUGCUGUUUCAUUUUCUGUUCACAAAUGGAAACUAUUUUAAAGCGCAAAGUUACACAGAAUGUAAGUACGAUGACGAUCGUUGCUUAUGGAAUCAGCAUUCUAAUUUAUGGGCGCAUGGCGGGAUAGGAUACUAUACAGAAGAGUGUAAAAAUCCAUGCGGAGUUGAGUACAGCUGCCAGAUCUACGGAAUUGCCGUUACCGAAGAAUGGAUAAUACAUUGUUCCACUUACAGACCUAGAGAAUGUAUGGUAAAAUCUCAGGAAUGUCCUCAAACUCAUAAUUAG